AUGGCCGUCGAGCUGUACCAGUCGCAUGGUAGUACUGACGUGGUGAUUCUUCUGAUGGUGACUGUUGCCCAAUUGAGAGACGGUGUAGAGAUUGACUACGGCUUGAGGCAGCUGUCUCCACAAACAGACUUUCCAUUCGACGAUGAGCCGAAUCGACCCCAUCAACUUUUCUUCGAAUCGAUAAAAUUGCUGCUUGGCGAGCUUCUGGUGUGA
Messenger RNA from Haemonchus placei, 213 nucleotides. NCBI's taxonomy places the organism in Eukaryota, Metazoa, Nematoda, Chromadorea, Rhabditida, Trichostrongylidae. The record is from the annotation of a GenBank genome assembly.